Molecule: messenger RNA, 860 nt
Organism: Sorex fumeus (smoky shrew)
Lineage: Eukaryota; Metazoa; Chordata; Mammalia; Eulipotyphla; Soricidae
Gene: FA2H
Product: fatty acid 2-hydroxylase
Exons: 6
Coding region: 23-814 (263 amino acids)
Biological process (GO): lipid biosynthetic process; fatty acid metabolic process
Cellular component (GO): membrane; endoplasmic reticulum
Molecular function (GO): fatty acid 2-hydroxylase activity; iron ion binding
Source: RefSeq, a predicted model, not a curated record
UGCGCCGGAGCCAGACUCAACUAUGGAGCCGCAGCUCAAGGCAGUGGACUGGGACAAGGACCUGGUGGACUGGCGGAAGCCCCUGCUGUGGCAGGUGGGCCACUUGGGGGAGAAGUACGAUGAGUGGGUCCACCAGCCGGUGACCAGGCCCAUCCGCCUCUUCUACUCAGACUUCAUCGAGUCUCUCAGCAAGGCCGUCUGGUACAGCGUCCCCAUCAUCUGGUUGCCCGUGAUGCUGUACCUCAGCUGGUCCUACUACCGAACACUCGCCCAGGGCAACGUCCGGCUCUUCGAGUCCUUCACCACAGAGUACUCGGUGGCCAUGCCGAAGGCCGUCUUCCCCGGCCUCUUCGUGCUGGGCAUGCUCGGUUGGACACUGAUGGAGUACCUCAUCCACCGCUUCCUCUUCCACAUGGAGCCCCCCAGCAACAACUAUUACCUCAUCACCCUGCACUUCGCCUUGCACGGCCAGCACCACAAGGCGCCCUUCGACCAGUCGCGCCUCGUCUUCCCCCCAGUGCCUGCUUCGGUGGGCGUGGCCUUCUUCUACGUGUCCCUGCAGCUCCUCCUGCCCGAGGCGGUGGGGGGCACCCUGUUUGCGGGGGGCCUGCUGGCCUACGUGCUCUACGACCUGAUCCACUACUACCUGCACUUCGGGUCCCCACACAAGCAGUCGCACUUCUAUGGCUUGAAGGCCCGCCACGUCAAGCACCACUUUGCACAUCAAAAGUCGGGAUUCGGCAUCAGCACCAAUUUUUGGGAUAGCCUUUUCCACACCCAGAUCCCCGAAGAACCACAAACGAAGACGCAGUGACCACUCUUAGCCCCUUCACCCUGCCCUCUUCCCAGCCCUGGCCCUG